This is a messenger RNA of Dichotomopilus funicola, 1977 nucleotides long. RefSeq names its product males-absent on the first protein. The coding region runs from base 1 to 1977 and encodes 658 amino acids. The transcript has 3 exons. Gene Ontology annotation, cellular component: MSL complex; chromatin. Gene Ontology annotation, biological process: negative regulation of DNA-templated transcription; positive regulation of transcription by RNA polymerase II. NCBI's taxonomy places the organism in Eukaryota, Fungi, Ascomycota, Sordariomycetes, Sordariales, Chaetomiaceae. Gene Ontology annotation, molecular function: transcription coregulator activity; histone H4K16 acetyltransferase activity. The record is from RefSeq and is a predicted model, not a curated record.
AUGCCGGCCGCCCGUAAACGGAAACGCCACGCUGAUGGUCCGGAGACGGCCUCUGCAACGACUCACGGCCCCUCCACUGGCGCAACGGGAGCCUCGCGCCGUGCGACACGGCAGAGCUCGGUGCCCCCAAUUGAUGUACCUCAAGAUCCAGAGCCGCGAACCCGACGGCGGCGAUGCGGUGACGCUCCCGACCAAUCUGUUCCAGUUUCACAACAAUCACAGCAAGCCUCUCAGUCACCUCGCGGAAAGGAGAACAUGGCUCUGCACCCCGAACUACAGCCACAUCUACAGCACCAGCAGCUGCCCCCAAAGUCAACAACGCGUCUGACCCGCCACAGCUUCCAAGCACCCGGUUUGGAUGCCACGCUUCCGGCCCCCACCAACAUGCUCGCUGCCGUUCCGGCCACGACGACGAUGACGACGAUGUUCAAUGCGCAACAGCAACUGGCCGCAAGUCCGCGAGCGACGGCGUCAACGAUCGGACCGAGAAAGGCAAACCGCGCCUUCACGAAGAAUGACCGCUUCACUCCCCACCAGCAAUCCGUCUUACUCGGGCGCAACAAGCCAAUCAUCAUGACCACAUCAGUCGCCCAGCCCGGACCGAGCUCCGCGUCGAAAUCGAAUAAGAUCAAGCCCGAUGGGACGUUAAGAGCCACCGCGGAGACGGCAGCCCGGCCGGACCGUAAUAUUGACAAGGUUGUGCUGGGAAACAUCUGCUUCCGCGCGUGGUAUCCGUCAUACUAUGGAAAGGAGGUGCUAGGUGACCUAUCGGGAGGCAGCACAAAGGUGGAGAAGGGGACGAACAACAAUGGGGUGCAGCAACAACUCCAACACCAAGAUGCGAACGAUGGCGUGAACGGAACGUUGCCGCAUUCCCGCCGCGACCGUGACCAUCACACACCCAUGCUCGACCGGCUGUACGUCUGCCCGUCCUGCUUCAAAUACUCCAAGGAGCUAGUGACGUGGUGGGAGCACGUCCGCUGGUGUGAGCGCCGGGGUUAUCUGCCCGGAGAUAAAAUUUACACACAUCCCCAGGGGAGGCGCACAACCCUGGUAUCCUCCGGCCCGGGGCCGAAACACGGCAGGGGGAAGCGGACCAGCGCAGGACAGAAGAUGGUUGAGAAGGUAGUGCAGGACGAGGGUGAAUGGAGCAUCCGCCAGGUGGAUGGGGAGAAAGACGUGCUCUUCUGCCAGAAUCUCUCACUCUUUGCCAAGCUAUUUCUCGACAACAAGUCCGUCUUCUUCGAUGUUACAGGAUUUGACUACUUUCUUCUCGUUCAUACGCCGUCAGCCGUCCCACCUUCUUCGUCCAAUGCCGAUUCUAGUACCUAUCGUCCCAUCGCCACACCCGAGCUGUCCUCCGUCCAGAACUCGGGCACCUCCAACCCCGGUCGCAGCCAAAUCGUCGGGUUUUUCUCCAAAGAAAAAAUGUCUUGGGAUAACAACAAUCUGGCGUGCAUCCUCAUCUUCCCGCCCUGGCAGCGCAAGGGCCUUGGUGCACUGCUCAUGGGCAUCUCAUACGAAAUCUCACGCCGCGAGGGCGUGUUAGGUGGACCAGAGAAGCCUAUUUCAGACCUCGGAAAGAAAGGGUACAAGCGUUUCUGGGCAGGCGAGGUGUGCCGCUGGCUUCUAGCAAUAGAUGAAACGAAGGAGAUUGUGGUUGAUGUCGAGGCGUGCAGUCAGGCGACGUGGAUCGCCCCAGAAGACUGUCUGCUUGUGUUACGGGAAAUGGCCCUCGCAGAGGACGCAGGAGUCGAUCCCGCGAUCUCCAACUCUGCCACCUCUUUAACCUCAAUACCACAACCGGGGGAUCAACAACCAAUGGUCCCGCGUGUUCGUAUCUCCUUAGCCACGGUCAGAGCCUGGGUUAGCUCCAAUAGGAUCAGUUUGGAAAGGGUUUGUGACCCGGAGGGCUUUAUUGAAGGGUACGCGACAAAGAAGACGGCGGGACUGGCAACCUCGGAGGAACCGAAUUGA